This is a messenger RNA of Rattus norvegicus (Norway rat), 10512 nucleotides long. It is a transcript of the gene Tns1, whose product is annotated as tensin 1. The record is from RefSeq and is a predicted model, not a curated record. Gene Ontology annotation, molecular function: phosphoprotein phosphatase activity; diacylglycerol binding; hydrolase activity. Lineage: Eukaryota; Metazoa; Chordata; Mammalia; Rodentia; Muridae. Gene Ontology annotation, cellular component: cytoskeleton; cell surface; focal adhesion.
AUCGUCCAGUCGGCAGUGAGGAAUGUGGAGUGUCAUAACCUUGGCCAGAGCGUGGUAGGGGACUGGACUGGAAACCUGGUCUCUGGGUCUUGUGCAUCCCUUGCCCUGUGCCUUCAGAGGCUCCCAGCUCUGCUUGGCUCUCCAGUUCCUUCACCAGCCCUGGCUCAAUUGGUCUGUUGUCUUCCUCCUGCUCCUUGCGUGUGCCUGGCCCUGAUCUUGGCGGCACUGUAAGCUUUGGCUAAGUUGUGGCUUCCAGUUGUUCGAAGCAGCUGUGGUGGCUUCCUUCAAGAGUGACUGUGGAUCCACAACAGAUGAAGCCCCAGGGGCUAUUUAUAGUAGGGUGGCCCUGAGGCUUGGAGCCAGGCCCAGGGCCUGAGGAGAGUCAGGGCCUCCUCAUCAGAGACCAUUGCAAUGGGAUAGAUGAAGUGUUGGCUUUCUGUGUGCUUUGGGGUGGGGAGUUUUGGAACAGCCUGGUUUAGGGUUUUGAAAACCAAACACCCUUGUUCCCCGCCUCCCCUGCCCUAGCCUGACUCAUGCAACCCUGAGUCCUCCUAGGGCCAGAAAUGCUGAGAGACUGAGAAUCAUUCCUCUGGACAGCGCUGUUUAGCUCCUCCUUGCACUGUGGGUUCUACUGGGCUCUGAGCAGCCCCACAGUGGCAGGGUGGACACCCCUCCUGCAGCCAGGGGCUCUGACUCUGCACUCCAUUGGGAACUGGACCUUAGAGCCCAACACCCUGGAUACUGGGUUCAGUACCCUCCACUUAGGCUCUAUGACCAAGUCCAGGUCAGAGUUUGAGUCCUGCUGCAUCAUCAACCUCCUAGGGAUUCAGGGGGCUCCAUGAGAGUUUCUCCAAGCAUACAGCCACAGCCACAGCCACAGCCACAGCCUAUCAGUCUCUCUAGAAACCUGAGUGUGAGCCGAGCCAUGGAAGACAGCUGUGAGCUGGACCUGGUGUAUAUCACCGAACGCAUCAUCGCCGUGUCCUUCCCCAGCACAGCUAAUGAGGAGAACUUCCGCAGCAACCUCCGUGAAGUGGCUCAGAUGCUGAAGUCCAAGCAUGGGGGCAACUACCUGCUAUUCAACCUCUCUGAGCAGAGGCCUGACAUCACAAAGCUCCAUGCUAAGGUCCUGGAAUUUGGCUGGCCUGACCUGCACACACCAGCUCUGGAGAAGAUAUGCAGUGUCUGUAAGGCCAUGGACACCUGGCUCAAUGCAGACCCCCACAAUGUCGUCGUUCUCCACAACAAGGGAAACCGAGGAAGGAUUGGGGUCGUCAUUGCAGCAUAUAUGCACUACAGCAACAUUUCAGCCAGUGCUGACCAGGCUCUUGACAGGUUUGCAAUGAAGAGAUUCUAUGAGGACAAGAUCGUGCCCAUUGGCCAGCCAUCCCAGAGGAGAUAUGUGCACUACUUCAGCGGCCUGCUCUCCGGCUCCAUCAAAAUGAACAACAAGCCUUUGUUUCUGCACCAUGUUAUCAUGCACGGCAUCCCCAACUUUGAGUCUAAAGGAGGGUGCCGGCCCUUUCUUCGCAUCUACCAAGCCAUGCAACCUGUGUACACAUCUGGCAUUUACAACAUCCCUGGAGACAGCCAGGCCAGCAUCUGUAUCACCAUCGAACCAGGGCUGCUCCUGAAAGGAGACAUCUUGCUGAAGUGUUAUCAUAAGAAGUUCCGGAGCCCGGCUCGAGACGUCAUCUUCCGAGUGCAGUUCCACACCUGUGCCAUCCAUGACUUGGGGGUCGUUUUUGGGAAGGAAGAUCUGGAUGAGGCCUUCAAAGAUGAUCGAUUUCCUGACUAUGGCAAAGUGGAGUUUGUCUUUUCCUAUGGACCAGAGAAAAUCCAAGGCAUGGAGCACCUGGAGAACGGGCCCAGUGUAUCUGUAGACUAUAACACUUCCGACCCCCUCAUCCGAUGGGAUUCCUAUGACAACUUCAAUGGGCAUCGUGAGGAUGGCAUGGAAGAAGUGGUGGGACACACCCAAGGGCCGCUGGAUGGGAGCCUGUAUGCCAAAGUGAAGAAGAAGGACUCCCUGAAUGGCAGUUCGGGGCCUAUCACCACCGCAAGGCCUGCCCUGUCAGCCACUCCCAACCAUGUGGAACACACACUGUCUGUGAGCAGCGACUCCGGCAACUCCACAGCCUCCACUAAGACAGACAAGACUGACGAGCCAGUCUCUGGGGCUGCCAUUGCCCCUGCUGCCCUGAGUCCUCAGGAGAAGAAAGAGCUGGAUCGCCUACUAAGUGGCUUCGGUGUAGAUAGAGAGAAGCAAGGUGCCAUGUACCGGGCUCAGCAACUCAGAUCCCACCCAGGCGGGGGCCCGACUGUGUCCUCCCCUGGCCGCCACAUUGUCCCAGCUCAGGUUCAUGUCAAUGGUGGGGCCCUGGCAUCUGAGCGGGAGACGGACAUUCUGGAUGAUGAGCUGCCCAUCCAGGAUGGGCAGAGUGGGGGCAGCAUGGGAACGCUGUCUUCCCUGGAUGGGGUCACCAACACCAGCGAAGGUGGCUACCCAGAGACCCUGUCCCCACUGACCAAUGGUCUGGACAAACCCUAUCCCACAGAACCUAUUCUCAACGGGGGAGGCUACCCCUAUGAGUCUGCCAACCGGGUGGUACCUGUUCAUAGCAGUCACUCGGCUCCCAUUCGACCCUCCUACUCUGCUCAGGAGGGUUUAGGUGGCUACCAGCGUGAGGGACCCCACCCGGCCUGGUCAAAACAAGUGACCAGCGCUCACCGUGGCUAUGACCCCAGUGGUCUAUUCCGAUCCCAGUCCUUUCCAGAUGUGGAGCCUCAGCUGCCCCAAGCUCCAGCCCGUGGGGGCAGCAGCCGAGAGGCUGUGCAGAGGGGCCUGAAUUCAUGGCAGCAGCAGCAGCAGCAGCAGCAGCAGCAGCAGCAGCAGCAGCAGCAGCAGCAGCAGCAGCAGCCCCACCCACCUCCCCGCCAGCAGGAGCGAUCCCCACUGCAGAGUCUAGCCUGCAGCAAGCCUAGCCCCCAUCUGUCAGCAGAGACCCCCAUACCAGCUCUCCCAGAGUUCCCAAGGGCAGCCUCCCAGCAGGAGAUUGAGCAGUCCAUCGAAACUCUCAAUAUGUUGAUGCUGGACUUGGAGCCAGCCUCAGCUGCUGCCCCUCUUCAUAAGUCCCAGAGUGUCCCUGGGGCCUGGCCAGGGGCUUCCCCACUCUCUUCCCAGCCCCUCUUGGGGUCUUCCUGCCAGUCCCACCCACUGACCCAGUCCAGAUCUGGCUAUAUCCCCAGUGGGGACACCCUGGGAGCCCCGGAGCUGCUCUCUUCUGGAAGGUCUUACUCACCUUACGAUUAUCAGCUGCAUCCAGCUGCAUCCAACCAGAGUUUCCGGCCAAAAAGUCCAGCCUCUUCCACCUUCCUUCCAAGCCCUCAUAGCUCUGCAGGGCCUCAGGAGCCCCCAGCCUCUCUCCCUGGUCUCAUCGCCGAGCCUCAGCUCCCACUGAAGGAAACUACUUCAGAUACCUCCCGAACUCCAGAGGAGGAGCCGCUGAACCUGGAAGGGCUGGUAGCCCAUCGGGUAGCAGUGUACAAUGCCAGACUGCAGAGCCUGAGGCAGAGCAGCAGCUCCCGACCCUCUCUCCACCGGCUCCGGUCCGCCUCCCUCUCUAGGGUUCAGGCUCGGGAGAGGCAGCCUGCAGAGCCCCCAGCCCCACUCCGGAGGCGAGCAGCCAGUGAUGGACAGUAUGAGAACCAGUCUCCGGAGGCCACAUCCCCCCGUAGUCCUGGGGUCCGCUCCCCCGUCCAGUGCGUCUCCCCUGAGUUGGCUCUUACCAUUGCCCUCAAUCCUGGAGGGCGCCCCAAAGAGCCCCAUUUGCAUAGCUACAAGGAGGCCUUUGAGGAGAUGGAGGGGACCUCCCCAAGCAGCCCACCACCCAGCGUGGCACGUUCUCCUCCAGGUCUGGCUAAGACACCCCUGUCUGCUCUGGGCCUGAAACCCCACAACCCAGCGGACAUCUUGCUGCACCCCACGGGUGUUGCCAGAAGACUGAUCCAGCCAGAGGAAGAUGAGGGAGAGGAGGUAGCUAAGCCUCCAGAAGAGCCCCGGAGCUAUGUGGAGUCUGUUGCAAGGACAGCAGUGGCAGGCCCUCGAGCUCAGGACGUGGAGCCUAAGAGCUUCAGUGCACCAGCCACUCAUGCCUAUGGCCACGAGACACCCCUGAGAAACGGGACUCCCGGAGGCUCCUUUGUCUCCCCCAGCCCCCUUUCCACAAGCAGUCCCAUCCUCAGUGCUGACAGCACUUCCGUGGGCAGUUUCCCAUCAGCGGGAAGCAGUGACCAGGGUCCCCGGACACCCAUCCAGCCCAUGCUGGACUCCAGCAUUCGCUCAGGCAGCUUGGGGCAGCCGAGCCCUGCAGCCUUGAGUUAUCAGAGCUCCUCACCUGUCCCUGUUGGUGGCAGCAGCUACAGCAGCCCUGACUACUCCCUUCAACCAUUCAGCUCUUCUCCAGAAAGCCAGGGCCAGCCACAUUUCAGUGCGGCCAGCGUCCACAUGGUGCCUGGGAGCCCUCAGGCACGACACAGGACAGUGGGCACCAACACUCCACCUAGUCCCGGCUUUGGCCGGCGGGCCAUCAACCCCACCAUGGCUGCCCCUGGUAGUCCCAGUUUGAGCCACCGACAGGUGAUGGGUCCAUCUGGUCCAGGUUUCCAUGGUAACGUGGUUUCUGGCCACCCAACCAGUGCAACGGUUGCUCCUGGAAGUCCCAGCUUGGGCCGGCACCCAGUGGGAAGCCAUCAAGUUCCAGGUCUCCACAGCGGUGUGGUCACUACUCCAGGGAGCCCAAGCCUGGGCCGACACCCUGGGGCCCACCAAGGGAAUCUGGUCUCCAGUCUCCAUGGCAAUGCAGUCAUUAGCCCUGGGAGCCCCAGUUUGGGCCGGCACCUGGGUGGGUCUGGAUCUGUGGUUCCUGGAAGCCCCAGCUUGGACCGGCAUGUAGCUUAUGGUGGCUACUCUACCCCUGAGGACCGAAGACCAACACUGUCCCGGCAAAGCAGUGCCUCAGGCUACCAGGCUCCUUCCACACCGUCAUUCCCUGUUUCUCCUGCCUACUACCCUGGCCUGAGCAGCCCUGCCACCUCACCCUCGCCAGACUCAGCAGCCUUCCGGCAAGGGAGCCCCACACCAGCCUUACCAGAGAAGCGGAGGAUGUCAGUGGGAGACCGGGCAGGCAGUCUCCCCAACUAUGCUACCAUCAAUGGGAAAGUGUCCUCCUCGCCUGUCGCCAAUGGCAUGGCCAGCCCCAGUGGGAGCAGCACCGUUUCCUUCUCUCACACGCUUCCAGACUUUUCCAAGUACUCGAUGCCAGAUAAUAGUCCGGAGACACGGGCUAAAGUGAAGUUUGUCCAGGAUACUUCCAAGUAUUGGUACAAGCCUGAGAUCUCCAGAGAGCAGGCCAUUGCACUCCUGAAGGAUCAGGAGCCAGGGGCCUUCAUCAUCCGAGACAGCCACUCCUUCCGAGGGGCUUAUGGACUGGCCAUGAAGGUGUCCUCACCCCCUCCAACCAUUACUCAGCAGGGCAAGAAAGGAGACAUGACCCAUGAGCUGGUGAGGCACUUUCUGAUCGAGACAGGCCCUAGAGGAGUCAAGCUCAAGGGCUGUCCCAAUGAGCCAAACUUUGGCUCCCUUUCUGCCCUCGUCUAUCAGCACUCCGUCAUCCCACUGGCCCUGCCCUGUAAGCUGGUCAUUCCAAGCCGAGACCCCACAGAUGAAUCAAAAGAUAGCUCAGGCCCUGCCAACUCAACCACUGACCUGCUGAAGCAAGGAGCAGCUUGCAAUGUGCUCUUCAUCAAUUCUGUGGAUAUGGAGUCACUCACCGGGCCACAGGCAAUUUCCAAAGCCACAUCUGAGACUUUGGCUGCUGACCCCACGCCAGCUGCCACCAUUGUUCACUUCAAGGUCUCUGCCCAAGGAAUCACACUGACUGACAAUCAAAGAAAGCUCUUCUUCAGACGACAUUACCCCCUCAACACUGUCACCUUCUGUGACCUGGAUCCACAAGAAAGGAAGUGGAUGAAGACAGAGGGAGGUGCCCCUGCUAAGCUCUUCGGCUUCGUGGCCCGGAAGCAGGGCAGCACCACAGACAACGCUUGCCACCUCUUCGCAGAGCUUGACCCCAACCAGCCUGCGUCUGCCAUUGUCAACUUCGUCUCCAAGGUCAUGCUGAGUGCUGGCCAAAAGAGAUGAACGAAUCCUGGAGCCCUUGCCCAAGGCUGGGGCACUGGGGACGGGGUGUGUGGGGAGGGAUCUGCGAAUCCUGACCACCUUGAAUCCAGAACGAGGGCUUUGGGUCGACCGUGGAGAAGGAGAGAAGAAAGUGCAAUGCUGGGAGAGGGAAGUGAAUUGUGGAGGGAGGGAGGGGAACAGGAGGAAGAGGAAGGAAGGAAGAAGAGAGGAACUCGAAAUCCCCUGUACAGAUGGAAGCCACACCUCCCAAAGCCUCUCCAGCUAGCUGGGGCCCCUCCCCCUCACCUCCCAAAGCCUCUCCAGCUAGCUGGGGCCCCUCCCCCUCCGAGAGAAUUGAGCUCCCACAGGCACACAGCCCUUGGGGGGACCCUAUUUCAUGGAGCAACAAAAAAGCUCGUUCUCCCUAACGCUCCUGCUUUGAGAAGAAGUCGAACUGAGGCUUCUUCUCUGGAGGUAAGGUUGCUGGUGGCCAGCUUAUGACAUCAAGCAGUGACACUUUUUCACAUUUUGCUCACCCGAGGCACCCCUGGUCUGUGCUUGCUCUGACUCCUUGUUGCAGGGUCCAAAUGUACUCCCACACGCUGAUCGAUACCUGCCUGUGUCCACUCAACUCAGAUUACAAACAGCUCUGCUUUGUCUGUGUCCCCUGUGAUACACAUAUACACACUGCCCAAAGAAGGCUAGGGAUAUAGGGUGGCAGGACCCCCCCCCCCCGGUCAGAUGACAAGCUGUCUCCUGCAGGAGUCUAGCUUAUGGGUACAGAGUUCUCUCCGCACCUGCCCUCUAGUGGCUCUGGGGGCCUCCAGCCUGUCCUCCGCAGAGACUCUGGUACAGAGGGCAUGGCCGCUAGCAGCAUUCGAGCUGUUCUGUCUCCUGGAGACUGAAGUUGGCUUGGAGGAAGAGGUGAUGGCCACAGUCUGGGGAAGAAUACCCGUUAGGAAGGGUGGCAUCUUUUUUUGCGAUGUGGGGCUCACGGUGAAUUGGGCAGGCGCACUGUGCUGUGGGCUCAUGAGUUGGGCAUGCGCACUGACAAUGCCCAGGACUGCCUUACUCCCUUCCCUCAGCCCAAUUCUGGGCCAGCACUAUCCUUGCACUUGCUCAUCUUCUUGAAGCGUACUGGGGGAUAGGGGCCGUGCCUUUCUGACCUAUCCUGUCCUAAAGAGUCCUCAUGUUCGCUUAUCCCAGGAGCCUGCUUCCCGAAGUCCUGCCUAGGGCACCUGGGGGAGCCCCUCCCCUCUGUUUUCCCCUCUGUAAGUGUUUUGGAGUCUGAUAUUGCAGACACUCUCUGUCUGGGCUGCUCAGGGUGACAUCAGAGCACCUCUGGGAAUGCUGCUGGAGAACUACAUGGUCCUCCCACAGUACCAAAGCUUCCCUGUUUCCCCUUCUGCCUCGGUCUCCCCAGCAGAACCAUGCUGUCUGUGGGACAGGGGACAGAAGGUAUGAAUUUAGGCCAAAGGUCCUAUGGUCCAUUUGCGGGGUUGCGAAGGCUCCUGCCACUGCUCGGGCCUCCAUUUAAGCGCAUGGGGGUCCUCAGGGGUGGCAUUGUACUGAUAUAUAAAUAUAUAUAAUAUAUACAUGAGACAUACUGAUAGAAUCUGUAAGCUAAUAAAAAAUAUAAGAAAAAGGUUAAAAAAAGAAUAGGUAAAUUGACAAGAAAUAUUUAUUGUUUUCCCAUAUUGCUUUAUUGUCCCUGGCCACAAACUGUUCCUACCUGUUUUCUAACAGUAAGUAGUGCCUGACCUGCAGGGGGUCUUUAUAUUCCAAACAACCCAGGGCUAGCCUUGGCCUUGGCCCUGGCCUUGGCUGCCCUAGGCUACAUCUGUGGGAUGGCAUGCUCCAGUUCUGGCAAACGGCAGCACAGUUGCCAACAUCCCGUAUGCGUGGACAGCUAGCCACUUCCAACCCCUCAGGCCUGAGCCAGGGUGUAUUUGGAGAUCAGGGUGUGUGUGGCCAUGGUGUGGCGUCUCUUGGAUUGUUUUCCUCCUCCAGGGAGCUUUGACUGUGUGGACAUUGUUUAAGGAGCUAAAGAAGGCCGGUGAGGAUCAGGAGCCCUCACUUCCCAAAGAAUAAAUGGGCUGAGUGAUCAAGGCUCUUCCAAGUGUCCUUCCCUCUGAGAUACUCAAGGCAAAUGUCUGGAUUUCCCAUUUCCUCAUCCCCCUAACGAAUUGUACUUCUCCCCACGAUAGAAGGAGCUGCUUCUCAUCCCUUUCUUUGUAAAUGAAAGACUCCCAUGUAGUCUGGGGAGUCUCCUCCUAGCUGGAAUGUUGUUCACUUGAGCCUUGGAGAAGCAUCAGAGCCUCUGCAUCCUGCCCUGGACCAGACUCAAGUCUAGGAUCAGCCUUCAUGGAUGGUCUCACCUUCCCAUGCUGUGCUCAGGCCCAAGCCACGUGUGAGUCGAGUGAAUGACCAAGGCAGAUGCUAGCAAGCGGGCGCCUCCUUCUCAGCCUGCCUCUAGGAAGAAUGGACACCAGAGUUUGGCUUUUCUGGAAGAAUGGUGGAGGGGACCUCACUUCUCACAGUGGGAACCACACUGUUGUCUGUCCCCUUCCUAAGUGUGAUUCUCACAGAUGGGCUCCUGCACACUCACAUACGUGCGCAUGCACACACACACACACAUACACACAGAGAGACCACAUGCACACAGAGCACUCCGUAUGCAACUCUGUAUUCUUGCCAAAGACUUCCUUUAAACGAGAGCACUUUUACCCACUGCUCUUUUGUGAAUGAUCUGUUUUGUUGUUGUUUAUUGUUGAAUCUCUAUAUCAACAGGGAGAGUGUUGUCCAUUCUUAGACAGGAAUGAAAGAGGGGGAGGGGUGACAGGAGAACAUGGCGGCCAGUGAUGCCCUUAACAAGACCCCUUAGGAACAGCCCAGGUACAAACAGCCUCCGGCCACUCGGAAGAUCUGAGGUUGGAGGUGAGAUGGCAGAGAAGGGCACUGAUGGAGCCAGGAUUGGUGCCUAGGGAAGUCCCCGAUGGCUCUGGGGGUGGGGACAGGUGUGAAGAGCUGGGUUGGAACAGGGUGGACAUGAAGACUGGGAAAAUUAACAGUUGCAUACUGAAGUUGUUACUGUGGACCCCUGGUUACCUUGCCCUGCCAUGUUUUAGGAAAGAAUCCAAAUUUUAGUUUUGAAAGGGGGCAUUUGAGUCUUCUCACCUUACCGAUUCCUAGCAGCUUAGAUAGCCUCAGGCAUGAGUGCCAGGAUUCCUGAUAGGCCCUGGCUUUGGAGAGUCCCUAGGGAUAGCCCCUCUGGGGGUGUAGGGAGGACACUGUGGCUGUGCAUCCCUCUAAUGAGGGGCUUUCAGGAGAGAGAACCCUCCUGCUGCAGGGAAGUGCAGGAGAGACAAGUGAGUGGGCCGCAUCCUCCUGCCUCUGGGUUUUCUUCAUCCUACCUCCCGGGACAUCUGACCCCCUUUUCCCAGCUUCAGAUCUCGGGGAGAUCCAUCUAAGGGAAUCAGCCCUCUCCUGCCUCCAUGGCUUGGGUCCCUGAAGAGCUUGGAACCCAAAGCUAGGGCCCACCCCUGCACUUAGGCCUUGGACGAAGAUCUUGAGACUGGUGUUUCUGUGGUCACUGGUGGACAGGAUGUAUGUGCGUGCGCGUGUGUGUAAGUGUGGGUGUGUGUGCGUGCUCUGCUCAUCUCUAGGGAACUUCGAGGUGGGAAGUGGGAGGUGGGAGGUGGAGGGACCCAGUAGUGAGAAGAACUAGGAGGUGAGGCCUAAUGGGCCGCAGAUUGGUCAUGUUUUGGUGCUGAUGACAGAGGGGCCAGUCCCAGGGGAGGAGGCUUGGCGGGCCACUUUCUUGUCUCCUGUCUCAUCAAACUUGGAGCGUCUCAGUCAUUUUCCAUGCCUGGGCCCCUCACAGCAGCAAGGCCACAGAAGUUCGACACACCCAGUGUGUGUCAGUGUUCACAGUCCAGCCCUCCCUGAGGACCCACAUUUGGCUCGUAUGUGUGUGAGCACGUUGGGGUGCGCAUGAGGUAUCUCCCCAGUCUCUUCCCUUCUGUCACCCGAAUCAAAUGUAAGACGUCCCUCACAUCCUGAUCAUCCCAACUCUGCCUCCCAGGCCCUCUGCUGGGAAACCCAUAUCCGGAGUCCAUGCCCUGCCCCUGCCCCCGGCUGUGUAUUUAUAGAUGGAAAUAUACUUUAUAUUUUGUAUCAUUGUGCCUAUAGCCUCUGCCACCUUGUAUAAACCCUGAUGUAUGCUAAGUGUUCUGGACAUGAAUGUAUGUACACUGAUGCUGUCCCCUCUGUACAGCUGCUUACUCUCACCAUCCAUGUAUGGCUUUAUAAAGGAUAAAGUUAAACACAAA